Messenger RNA from Galeopterus variegatus (Sunda flying lemur), 5616 nucleotides. It is a transcript of the gene MAPK8IP3, whose product is annotated as mitogen-activated protein kinase 8 interacting protein 3. Gene Ontology annotation, biological process: vesicle-mediated transport. Lineage: Eukaryota; Metazoa; Chordata; Mammalia; Dermoptera; Cynocephalidae. The coding region runs from base 48 to 4061 and encodes 1337 amino acids. The transcript is spliced from 31 exons. Gene Ontology annotation, molecular function: kinesin binding; JUN kinase binding; signaling receptor complex adaptor activity. The record is from RefSeq and is a predicted model, not a curated record. Gene Ontology annotation, cellular component: cytoplasm.
GGCGCGCCGGCCGGACACGGGCCGCGCUGGCUGCGGCGGUGGCCGCGAUGAUGGAGAUCCAGAUGGACGAGGGCGGCGGCGUGGUGGUGUACCAGGACGACUACUGCUCGGGCUCGGUGAUGUCCGAGCGGGUAUCGGGCCUGGCGGGCUCCAUCUACCGCGAGUUCGAGCGUCUCAUCCACUGCUAUGACGAGGAGGUGGUCAAGGAGCUCAUGCCGCUCGUGGUAAACGUGCUCGAGAACCUGGACUCGGUGCUCAGCGAGAACCAGGAGCACGAGGUGGAGCUGGAGCUGCUGCGCGAGGACAACGAGCAGCUGCUUACCCAGUACGAGCGCGAGAAGGCGCUGCGCAAGCAGGCCGAGGAGAAAUUUAUCGAGUUUGAAGAUGCCUUGGAACAAGAGAAGAAAGAGCUCCAGAUCCAGGUGGAGCACUAUGAGUUCCAGACACGCCAGCUGGAGCUGAAGGCCAAAAACUAUGCAGAUCAAAUUUCCCGGCUAGAGGAGCGGGAAUCGGAGAUGAAGAAGGAGUACAACGCCCUGCACCAGCGCCACACAGAGAUGAUACAGACCUAUGUGGAGCACAUCGAGAGGUCCAAGAUGCAGCAGGUCGGGGGAAACAACCAACCCGAGAGCGGCCUGCCCGGGAGGAGCAGGAAGGAGCGCCCCACCUCUCUGAAUGUCUUUCCCCUGGCUGACGGCAUGGUACGUGCACAGAUGGGGGGCAAGCUCAUGCCUGCGGGGGACCACUGGCACCUGAGCGACCUCGGCCAGCUGCAGUCCAGCUCCAGCUACCAGUGUCCCCCAGAUGAGAUGUCUGAGUCGGACCAGUCCUCGGCUGCUGCCACGCCCAGCACCACGGGCACCAAGUCCAACACUCCCACGUCCUCUGUGCCCUCAGCCACGGCCACGCCACUCAACGAGACCCUGCAGCCCCUGGGGGACUACAGCAACGGCCCCAAGAAUAGCAGACGGGCCCGGGAGAAGCGGGGCAGCCGUAACAUGGAGGUCCAGGCCACCCAGGAGGUGCGCAACGUCAGCAUAGGCAUGGGCAGCAGUGACGAGUGGUCUGAUGUUCAGGACAUCAUCGACUCCACUCCAGAGUUGGACAUGUGUCCAGAGACCCGCCUGGACCACACAGGAAGCAGCCCGACCCAGGGGAUUGUGAACAAAGCUUUUGGCAUCAACACUGAUUCCCUGUACCAUGAGCUGUCAACGGCGGGGUCCGAGGUCAUCGGGGAUGUAGACGAAGGGGCCGACCUCCUAGGGGAGUUCUCAGUGCGUGAUGACUUUUUUGGAAUGGGCAAAGAAGUGGGGAACCUCCUGCUGGAAAACUCACAGCUUCUGGAAACCAAAAAUGCUUUGAACGUGGUGAAGAAUGACCUCAUUGCCAAGGUUGACCAACUGUCGGGGGAGCAGGAGGUGCUGAAGGGGGAGCUGGAAGCCGCCAAGCAGGCCAAAGUGAAGCUGGAAAACCGCAUCAAGGAGCUGGAAGAGGAGCUGAAAAGAGUGAAGUCAGAGGCCAUCACUGCCCGCCGUGAGCCCAAAGAAGAGGGGGAGGAUGUAAGCAGCUAUCUCUGUACAGAAUUGGACAAAAUCCCCAUGGCCCAGCGCCGCCGCUUCACUCGGGUGGAGAUGGCCCGAGUGCUCAUGGAGCGUAACCAGUACAAGGAACGGCUCAUGGAGCUGCAGGAGGCCGUGCGGUGGACCGAGAUGAUCAGAGCGUCCCGAGAACAUCCGUCCGUCCAGGAGAAGAAGAAAUCCACCAUCUGGCAGUUCUUCAGCCGCCUCUUCAGCUCCUCCUCCAGCCCCCCUCCAGCCAAGCGGUCCUACCCCUCGGUCAACAUCCAUUACAAGUCGCCCACCACGGCUGGCUUCAGCCAGCGGCGGAGCCACGGCAUGUGCCAGAUCUCAGCGGGCAGCCGGCCCCUGGAAUUCUUCCCUGACGACGACUGCACGUCCUCCGCCCGGCGGGAGCAGAAGCGUGAGCAGUACCGCCAGGUGCGCGAGCAUGUGCGCAACGACGACGGGAGGCUACAGGCCUGCGGCUGGAGCCUGCCUGCCAAGUACAAGCAGCUCAGCCCCAACGGGGGCCAGGAGGACUCACGGAUGAAGAACGUGCCUGUCCCCGUUUACUGCCGCCCCCUGGUGGAGAAGGACCCGACCAUGAAGCUGUGGUGCGCUGCUGGUGUCAACUUGAUUGGGUGGAAACCAGGCGAGGACGACCCUGGGAAUGGAGUCAAGCCGGCACCGGGCCGUGACCCUCUGACCUGCGACCGGGAGGCGGAAAGCGAGCCCAAGAGCAACCACACAUCUCCUGAGAAGAAGAAGGCAAAGGAACUCCCCGAAACAGAUGCCACCUCCAGCAGGGUGUGGAUUCUUACCAGCACCCUGACCACCAGCAAGGUGGUGAUCAUCGACGCCAACCAGCCGGGCACCGUGGUGGACCAGUUCACGGUCUGCAACGCCCACGUCUUGUGCAUCUCCAGCAUCCCCGCGGCCAGCGACAGUGACUACCCCCCUGGGGAGAUGUUCCUAGACAGCGACGUGAACCCAGAGGACUCGGGCACUGAUGGCGUGCUGGCUGGCAUCACCCUGGUGGGCUGCGCCACCCGCUGCAACGUACCACGGAGCACCUGCUCCUCCAGAGGGGACACCCCAGUGCUGGACAAGGGGCAGGGGGAGGUAGCUGCUGUUGCCAACGGGAAGGUCAACCCAUCCCAGUCCACAGAGGAGGCCACAGAGGCCACAGAGGUGCCAGACCCUGGGCCCAGCGAGCCAGAGGUGGCUGCAGUGCGGUCUGGUCCCCUCACGGAACACGUCUUCACAGACCCAGCCCCUACCCCGCCGUCCAGCACCCAGUCUGGCAGUGAGAAUGGGCCAGAGCCUGACAGCAGUGGUACACAGCCUGAGCUGGAGCCCAAUGGGGACCCCGCAGGGGCCAGCAGCAGUGCCGCACCCACCAUGUGGCUGGGAGCCCAGAACGGCUGGCUCUACGUGCACUCGGCUGUGGCCAACUGGAAGAAAUGUCUGCACUCCAUCAAGCUGAAGGAUUCCGUGCUGAGCCUGGUGCAUGUCAAAGGCCGUGUGCUGGUGGCUCUGGCAGACGGGACUGUGGCCAUCUUCCACCGCGGAGAAGACGGCCAGUGGGACCUGAGCAAUUACCACCUGAUGGACUUGGGCCACCCCCAUCACUCCAUCCGCUGCAUGGCCGUCGUGCAUGAUCGCGUCUGGUGCGGCUACAAGAACAAGGUGCACGUCAUCCAGCCCAAGACCAUGCAAAUCGAGAAGUCGUUUGAUGCCCACCCGCGGCGGGAGAGCCAGGUGCGGCAGCUGGCAUGGAUCGGCGAUGGGGUGUGGGUGUCCAUCCGCUUGGAUUCCACCCUGCGGCUCUACCAUGCUCACACCCACCAGCACCUGCAGGACGUGGACAUAGAGCCCUAUGUCAGCAAGAUGCUGGGCACCGGCAAGCUGGGCUUCUCCUUUGUGCGAAUCACGGCCCUACUCAUCGCCGGCAACCGCCUCUGGGUGGGCACUGGCAACGGGGUCGUCAUCUCCAUCCCCUUGACUGAGACCGUGGUCCUGCACCGAGGCCAGCUCCUGGGGCUCCGAGCCAACAAGACAUCCCCCACCUCUGGAGAGGGGGCCCGGCCGGGGGGCGUGAUCCACGUGUACGGGGACGACAGUAGCGACAAGUGUGCCAGCAGCUUCAUUCCCUACUGCUCCAUGGCCCAGGCCCAGCUCUGCUUCCAUGGCCACCGCGACGCUGUCAAAUUCUUUGUCUCAGUGCCGGGGAACGUGCUGGCCACCCUCAAUGGCAGCGUGCUGGAUAGCCCGUCUGAGAGCCCCGGGCCCACUGCUCCUGCCGCAGACACCGAGGGUCAGAAGCUGAAGAAUGUGCUGGUGCUGAGUGGCGGGGAGGGCUACAUCGACUUCCGCAUUGGGGACGGAGAGGAUGACGAGAGCGAGGAAGGGGCAGGGGACGCAGGCCAGGUGAAGCCCGUGCUGUCCAAGGCGGAGCGCAGCCACAUCAUCGUGUGGCAGGUGUCCUACACCCCCGAAUGAGGCCACCGCCCGCCCUGCCUGAUGCCAAUGUGUACAUAGGACUCCUGCCCACCUGCCUGCCCGCCCUCUGGGGCAGCCAGGCCAGUCCACCCCCUUCUAACCUCUCAAUCUGCAGCUUUCACCGAGGCCCGGCCCCCUCCGCGGGCAGGGAGCAAGGAAAUGUGGGUCAGCUGGGAGAGAGGAGGGCUGGUGGCAUUCCCACCCAGGAGGGGAAGAACCCCUCAGGAACACUCUUUCCCCCAGCAGCUCCUGGCCAGCACCCAGCCACAGUCCUCAAGUCCCAGGGGCACCUCAGGGCCACAGCGAGGUGGGAUCAUGGGAACUGUGGGCAGCCUGCAGGCAGCCCUGGCUCCACCUGGGCUCCCCAUUCCCCAGCAGGGCCCCGAGCAGGAAGCGGGAGCUUCACACUGCUGGAUCUUCCCACCCUGAGUCCGUUUGCCUUUGCAUGCUGCCCGCUGGGGUGAGGGUCCCACCCUGUCUCCCAGGUCCUUGCUCUGCCUAAGGGAGCCGAGCCUAGCAACUAGCCUUUGCCCAGGGAGGUGAAGCUCAGGCUGCUCAGGUGCCUGGACCCCUGCUAGCCUCCUCUAGGGCUUCCCUGAUCCCCAAGCUUUUGUUCCUCAGCCCUCCACCCUGGCUUCCCCCUGCCCAGGGGUCUGGCAUGAAAUUGCAGGCCAGGGUCUCUUGGGUGGCUGCUUGAGAAGACAGAGACCAGAUGCCCCUCACCCUGCUGAAGCCCGAGACCAAUCCCUGUGUGGACAGUCUCUCACCAGCCCCCACUGACCCAUGUUCCCCCAGGAUUUCCCUGGGCCCUGGUGUCCUGCCCCUUUCGGAAGCCCCUAGGGUGGAAUUUCUCAGGCUGCCAGGGCAGACCCAGGCCUCAGGAAGGAAAGGCCCUUGGCCUCUCCUGGGGUCAGUCCUAGGAUGCAGGCUCGACCUCAGGUUUAUAGGGGUGGUGUGUCCCCAGGGCCUGCCUCCUGCACAGGGCUUCAAGGAGCCCUGCUUCCGGACACGCUACUAAGUGCCUAGGGUUGCCCGCUGUGGCUUGCUCCCUGUGACUCACUGAAGAGAGGCUGCAAAGCAGAGACCCGCAGGGCAAAGGAUGGGAGCCACCUCAGCAGGCACUAGGAGUGUGUGUAGGGGCAGGCGCUACCCUGGAUCCCCUCCUGGGUGGAGAAGCCUUGAUAGCCCUCUCCCCUACCUUCCCAGGCCCAGGCCUUACGCCUGCUCCCUGAGGCACUGAUUAGGGCAGCCUAGCCCCCAAUGCCCAGCCCCUUCCCACCAGAGAAGCACAGAUGUCAGGGAGCUGUCUCAAGAGCCCAGCUGACUGCUGUGGGCUGCGGCCACUAGCAGCUGCAGGCUUCUCCCCACUGCCCUGCCACCUCUCCACUGUGAUGUACGUGCAGUCCCUCGUCUGUUCCCACAGCAACAUAAAGUGACUCUGGGGUUAACUGGGUGGGUGCAGCUGGGGGAAGGGGCCGGUGACAAUUCUCAGGCUUUGGCCCUGCAAGUGAACCCCCAUAUCUGCUCUGUAUGUAAUAAACGUCUUAACAUCGAA